This is a messenger RNA of Macrobrachium nipponense, 4123 nucleotides long. RefSeq names its product long-chain-fatty-acid--CoA ligase 4-like. Gene Ontology annotation, cellular component: lipid droplet; endoplasmic reticulum; plasma membrane. Gene Ontology annotation, molecular function: palmitoyl-CoA ligase activity. Gene Ontology annotation, biological process: neuron differentiation; long-chain fatty acid metabolic process; long-chain fatty-acyl-CoA metabolic process. Bases 319 to 2340 code for a protein of 673 amino acids. Lineage: Eukaryota; Metazoa; Arthropoda; Malacostraca; Decapoda; Palaemonidae. The transcript has 4 exons. The record is from RefSeq and is a predicted model, not a curated record.
AGGGAAUCAUGGCCAUGAGGACUCAACGGAUCAGGUAGCGGCCAACCAAGCCACGAAGCAGACGCUUGGCUCUCCUCUCUCUUCUCCUUACUAAACAAGUUGUAAAUCGUUGUGUUUCCCGUUUACUGUGAUAAAGGUUUGGACGCACCACGGUCAUUACCUGCUAACGAUCGACUCUUGAACGGAAACGAACCGAAUUCAUUCUUACGGGAGUCUCGUAUCACUUAAGGUUGUUUUGUUUCGAAAACAGGUUGAUGCGAACGGGACGUCCUUUCUGGCCAGUUUUUGAUUGCAGAAGUAUUUUGUAAAAGUAUAAGAAUGGUAAUUGAAGGAGGAGGCAAGAAAAAUGACGCCGGGUACUGGGUCAAAGGAGAAGGAGGCCAAAAGCAUGGAUUUGCUCUUCUUGAAGAAGUGAUGAGAGAGAAUGUGGUGACUCUUCCCCUUCUGUUGGAUUAUGCAGCUGGCAAACAUGGGGACACACCGUGCAUGGGGACCAGACAGAUCAUUGAGAGGCAAAGAACAGCGGAAAACGGCAAAAAGAUGGAAAAACUGAAGCUGGGCGAUUACUCUUAUAUCAGUUACCAGGAAGUCCAGAAUCUGGUGGUUAAUUUUGCCCAGGGGUUGAACAGCUUAGAUAUCAAAAGUGGGGAUCGCAUUGCCAUGCUUGCAGAAACACGAUCUGAAUGGUUUAUCUCGGCUAUGGGUUGCCUUCGGCAAAAUGUAGCAGUAGUCACUCUGUACACAAACCUUCCGGAUGACAGCAUUGCUAUUAGCAUCAAAGAAACUGAAGUGAAAACUGUGAUAAGCUCUUUUGAUUUAUUACCUAGACUGAUAAAAAUCCUGCCAAAGUGUCCUGAUGUCAAACAGGUUAUUGUGAUGGAAGAUCAAGUGGAGGGCGCAGGAUCUGUUCAAGAAGAUGGAAUCAAGCACAUCCCAUUUAAAGAAGUAUUGUCCUUGGGUAAGAAUUGUGAAAAUGUAACUAACUCCUUACCCACUGCUGAGGACUUGGCUAUAAUUAUGUAUACGAGUGGGUCUACAAAUCAGCCCAAAGGUGUACAACUCACUCACACAAAUAUCAUGUAUGCUAUCAAAGCUUACAUCAUUCAGGCAGACCUUACUGUGGGCGACAGAUAUCUUGCGUAUCUCCCUCUUGCACAUGUCAUGGAGUUGGCUACAGAACUAGCACUUAUUGCAAUGAAUGUCACAAUCGCAUAUUCCUCACCAAUGACCCUUACGAGCAACAGUCCAAAAAUUAUGAAAGGCACCAGGGGUGAUGCAAUUAUUGCACGUCCAACCUGUAUGAGUGCUGUUCCUCUCAUUCUAGAGAGAGUAAUCAAGGGAGUAGCUGCAGCAGUUGAAAAUCAGGGAUAUUUGAAAGCUAUGCUUUUUACUAAAGCUCUAAAAUAUAAGCAGAGGCAGGAUAGGCCUUCCUUUUCUUCAAGAGUGCUAGAUGCCAUAAUUUUCAACAGAGUUAAGGAAGAACUAGGAGGCCAGCUGAGGAUGAUGGUGGUUGGUGGAGCACCACUAUCACCAGAAAUUCACAAUAAAUUUAGAGCAAUAUUUGGAUGCACCAUACAAGUUGGCUAUGGUGCUACAGAAACAUCAGCAUCCAUAUGCAGUAUGGACAGCGAUGACUACAGGACAGGGCACUGUGGACCACCUAACUAUGAAGUUCUGGUUAAGUUGCGAGACUGGGAAGAGGGUGGCUAUUUGUCUACAGACACACCUUAUCCUCGAGGUGAAAUAAUUGUUGGUGGCCCAAUGAUAUCAAAAGGUUACUACAAGCUAUCGAAAGAAACCGACGAAGCAUUUAUUGAAGAGGAUGGUGUCAGAUGGUUCCUGACUGGAGAUAUUGGAGAAUUUGACGAAACUGGCGUAUUAAGAGUUAUUGACAGGAAGAAAGACUUGGUAAAACUGGAAACUGGUGAAUAUAUAUCUUUAGGAAACAUUGAAUCUAGACUUAAAACGCACAUCCUCAUUGAGAGCCUCUGUGUCAUUGCUAAUCCUGGAGCCAAGUAUGGCGUAGCUGUAAUGGUACCUGUUGCUGAUCAACUCAAGAAAAUUGGAAUCAACUGUGGAUUCCACGAAGAUACCUGUCUGAAAGAGCUGUGCAGUGAUGAAAAAGUAACUACCUGUGUCCUUGAGGAAUUGAAAGCUCAUGGAAAGAAGCAAGGUCUAGGAAGGUGGGAUCUCCCCGCUGCCAUUCACCUGACUCCAGAGCCAUGGACUCCUGAGUCGGGGCUAGUCACAGCAGCACUGAAGAUCAGAAGAAAGAAUAUCAAGGAACACUUCAGGAAUGACAUAAAAAAUAUGUAUGAUAAGGUGAACAGUGGUGAAUAAGGGAUUUCAAUUUUUAUGCAAAUUGGUAUGUUAACAAAAUCUGUAUUUGAAUGAAGCCAAAACUAGUGUAAGAGAAAGAAAACCUAAGUUUUGCACAAGAUGAGACUACAGAUAGUGAACAUCACUUAUUUUGGUCACACUUCAACAGCGUGAAUUCUUUUCAACUGCCCGAAUAUGAAUUUUUGAUGAUGACUUACUAGAGGGGUAUAAUAAGUCCAAACAAGUAAACAAUUUUUGUUUCUGAAGUCGUUAUUACUCUAACUUUCAGUGUGACAAACUGGUAUGUAACCUUACCUUUUUUGUUCACAAUAGAACGAGCUACAGUUUAGCCCUUAUAUUUUUUGUCUUUCCUUGAGGGAGAAAUUUUCUUAAGUUUUGUCGUGUUCCUCAAUAUUUUUUUCAUUUCUUAUACAGUAUUUAACAACUUUAUGAUUUUGUGUAGACUAGAACUACCUGUGUAUUUUUAUAUAACAAUAUAUUAUAUAUAUAUAUAUAUAUAUAUAUAUAUAUAUAUAUAUAUAUAUAUAUAUAUAUAUAUAUAUGUUUGGAGUGUGUGUUUGUGUAUGUGCAAGUGUUUGCAUUACAGAUGAGGCUGACUUGUAACCGUGUUAUUCACGAAGAAAUGUUACAAAUUGAUGACAAAAGUAAAAGUUGUGUUCUCUUCAGGAAUAGGUAGAUGCUUGCGCUUGCGAUCUCCUUUUUACACCCAAUUCCUUCAUUAUUUUAUUCUCAGUAAAUAUUUACAAAAGUAAAAGCUUUCCUUCAUGGUAUGGAAAAGCAGUCAGGAAAUGUAAAAUAACUCUUACACAACUACUGGUACACCAGGAGAAGAAAUAAACUCUGCACAAUACACGAAGCAAACAACAUCGUAAUCGUUUGCUGCCUUCUGCAUCGUCAGAGUGCUAUUGUCUGCAGGCGUUAAGUGAUAAGAAAUGUACAGUUACAGAAGCUUGACCAGCAAGCCUAAAAUGGAACGAACACCGUAUGGUAUAGGCCCAAAAGGUUCUGUUGUAUUUAAAUUAAACGGAUGGUCUCUUACCUGCGUUUCAAAGAACAACAACUAAAAUUCGAAUCUGAUCUGGUAAAACAGAGAGGAUAAUGUGUUUAUUACUGAAGUCAUUGUCGCAAUGAAAGGAAAACCUUACGAUGUGACGAGUGAACAGACGUUCUGGUGCUACGUUUAGCAACCAAUAUUCAUGUAAUUUUUAAGUGUUCGGUUUUCGUUGAUAACAUUAACAUUAUCUAACCACGUUAAAGAAAGGGUUCACUUUGGUCAGCUGUCGUUUAAUAAGUGUUAUCCAUUGGAAUAUGUGGAUACCAUAAGAUAGGAAUGACUACGUCUGUAAAUACACGAAAAUAUAAGAAAAUGUGGGUAAAGCACAUUUAUAUCUCAAAUUGAGUGUUCUUUACUUGUCAAGUCUUCCAGUGUUUUUCAUUCAGCAUAUUAAUGUUGGUGCAUAUCCCAGCACUUAAGAGAUGAAUGUGUUUUUCUACAUUUUUAAAAUAAGAGUGUUUCAUGAAUUAUAUUUAUUUGUGUAGUUCCAGAUGCAAAAAGGCGUGCUUUAGAAGGACUCUAGGUUUUUGUUUAUAAAGGUGACUAAAGUAGCCUAGAGUAUGCGAAGUAGUGACCCGUGUUUAUACAGGUUUAUGUAGAUAUUUGUGUUAUGUGGACGGAUGUUUUGUUGCCAUGUACUUUUCUUUUUUUUUAUGUUAAAGUUGAUUUGUUCCCUCAAAAAAUAUUUGUUGGUUUUUGUCAAGUACUGAAUUAAAAAUCAAGAAUCUC